AUGCUAUCAAUGGCCGAUAUCAAAGCAAGAUAUCCAUUCUUCUACACCGAUGAUAUUGAUAGUGGGAGUCUUAAUCUUGUUGAUGAGGGUGCUUUUAACGCUUUCGGCAUGGUACAAUGGCUACGCAGCACAGCUCGCGACAACGGUGUCGAAUACAUCGGGAAUGAAGUCAUCGACAUAAGUCUGGAUGGAAGUAAGGUGCGGAGUAUCAAAUUACAAAGCGGGGAACAGAUCACAGUUGGCACUCUAGUCAAUGCCGCAGGUACUCGUGCCGCCACGGUCUCUCGGCUGGCGGGCAUUGACCUGCCGAUCGAGGCCAGACGGCGGUACACCUACAUCUUCUCGAUUGAUGAGCCACUGCUCCAGGACUUGCCUCUGACAAUCGAUCCAACAGGUGUCCAUCUCCGCUCGUAUGGUACAAAGGACUACCUGGUCGGCUGUCCACCUAUCGGGCCAGACACUGCAGUAGAUGUGAAUGAUUUCAGAUUCACGGAGGAUGCGUGGGAGGAAAAGAUUCUGCCGGUGAUCACUCGCCAGGUUCCACAAUUCGCCAGUGCACGGGUGACGAACUCCUGGAUAGGCCAUUAUGAGUUCAACACAUUUGACCAUAAUGCCAUUGUUGGUCCGCACAGCGAGGUCAGCAACCUCCUUUUCUGUGUGGGCUUUUCUGGCCACGGCAGCCAACAGGCACCGGCCUGCGGGCGCGGUGUUGCUGAGUUGAUCAUCUAUGGAAGGUUCCAGACGCUUGACCUCAGUGUGCUUUCCUACAAGAGGAUCGUGCAGAAUCGUUCUCUAACUGAGCGAGCGGUUAUCUAA
This is a messenger RNA of Aspergillus chevalieri, 816 nucleotides long. RefSeq names its product NAD(P)/FAD-dependent oxidoreductase. Gene Ontology annotation, molecular function: oxidoreductase activity. NCBI's taxonomy places the organism in Eukaryota, Fungi, Ascomycota, Eurotiomycetes, Eurotiales, Aspergillaceae. The record is from RefSeq and is a predicted model, not a curated record. The transcript has a single exon. Gene Ontology annotation, cellular component: cytoplasm. The coding region runs from base 1 to 816 and encodes 271 amino acids.